Dioscorea cayenensis subsp. rotundata (Guinea yam) is the source of this 503-nucleotide messenger RNA. RefSeq names its product egg cell-secreted protein 1.2-like. Lineage: Eukaryota; Viridiplantae; Streptophyta; Magnoliopsida; Dioscoreales; Dioscoreaceae. Bases 37 to 489 code for a protein of 150 amino acids. The record is from RefSeq and is a predicted model, not a curated record. The transcript has a single exon. Gene Ontology annotation, biological process: double fertilization forming a zygote and endosperm.
UCAUCUCUUCAAUCCAAAACCUCUCAAACAACACACAUGGCUCUCUUCCAAAACCAAUCCCUCCUACUUGCAUUCAUGCUCCUCCUGUCCCUUACCUUUGGCCGUGAACUACUCCAAUCCAACCCUAACCCUAACCCUAAUUCCCUUGAAGCUCGUCUAAUAUCAGGCCUAACAAGCAAUGGAUCAGGAGGACUCAGUGACUGCUGGAAUGCCAUGAUGGAACUGAGGUCAUGCACCAAUGAAAUAGUGCUUUUCUUCUUGAAUGGAGAGUCCUAUUUGAGCAUUCCUUGCUGCAGAGCUAUACGUUUGAUUACACACAAGUGUUGGCCUUCAAUGUUUGUUUCCAUUGGAUUCACUGCUCAAGAAGGUGAUAUACUUAGAGGAUAUUGUGAUGCUGAGGCUGCUGCUGCUUCUCCUCCUCCUUCUCCUGCUCCUUCUUCUUCAGCUGAUUCUAGGGCAAUGGUGGUUGGUGAUGAACUCAUGGUUUAAUUAGGUCUUUUCUU